Molecule: messenger RNA, 2622 nt
Organism: Penicillium crustosum
Lineage: Eukaryota; Fungi; Ascomycota; Eurotiomycetes; Eurotiales; Aspergillaceae
Product: DNA ligase (ATP) CDC9
Exons: 4
Coding region: 1-2622 (873 amino acids)
Biological process (GO): lagging strand elongation; DNA recombination; DNA repair
Cellular component (GO): mitochondrion; nucleus
Molecular function (GO): DNA ligase (ATP) activity; DNA binding; ATP binding
Source: RefSeq, a predicted model, not a curated record
AUGGCCGAUGACAAGAGCAGGAAGCAGGCUACCCUGGGGUAUGUACGGGAUGGACAGCAGACGAUUGGGAGGUUUUUCGGCUCCGGUGCCAGCCAACCGCCGAAGAAACAAACCACAUUAGCCUUUGGUGGAACGAGACAAGCAGCAAGCAGUGAAGCUGCCGAUGCAGAUACAAAGGACAACACCAACGGAGUCAAAGUGGAAGACGCCACCGACCCAACACCAACUGCUUCCCUCAAUGAAACAGAGCCAACGAAGGGUGUGAAACGGGAAAAGAGCGCCGAGGCGGAAGAAAGCGAUGGUUCCGAUGUCCAACCUGUUUCUAAGAGGCGACGAAAGGUCUCGGCAAAGACCUCUCCAGCUGCCAAGAAGCAAUCCGCAUCCCCGAAAAAGCCUGAGCCUACAAAGCCAAAGAUCGAAUCGCCAUCACCAAAACCUGCCAUUAAAAAGCCCUCCGAUGUUACUCCUGAAGAGAAGUCACCGUCGGUAGAAGAGGAGGAGGACCCAUUAGAAAGCGAGGAUGAAGAUGACCUCAAACCGGAGCUCACGAAGAAAUCAAUCGAGAAAUUCCAAGCCAAAUUGAAAGGCAGUGGUAAAGAUCCAUACCCAGACUGGAAAGCAGGCGCUCCUGUUCCGUAUGCUGCGUUAUGUACCACUUUUUCUCUGGUAGAGAUGACCAGAAAGCGCCUGGAAAUCACGGACCACUGUUCUCUCUUCCUUCGCCAGGUUCUUCGCUUGACCCCUGCCGAUUUCCUACCCACUGUCCAGCUGAUGAUCAAUAAGCUGGCUGCUGAUUAUGCCGGAAUUGAACUGGGCAUCGGAGAGUCGCUGAUCAUGAAAGCUAUUGGUGAAUGUACCGGCCGCAGCCUUGCCGUUAUCAAAGCUGAUCAAAGGGAAAUCGGAGACCUGGGACUGGUCGCUGCCAAAAGUCGGUCGAACCAGCCUACCAUGUUCAAACCCAAACCUUUGACUGUUCGAGGUGUGCAUGAAGGUCUUCUUGGAAUCGCCAAGGUCCAAGGUCACGGGUCUCAGGACAAAAAGAUUUCAGGAAUCAAGAAACUGUUGGCUGCUGCUGAUGCCGACACUGCUGGCAAGGGAGUAGACAUCACUGAAAACAAAGGCGGUCCUAGCGAAGCCAAAUUCAUUGUUCGAUUUUUGGAAGGUAAGCUAAGACUGGGACUUGCAGAGAAGACGGUUCUUGUGGCUGUUUCUCGAGCUGUCCAGACCCACGAGGCUGAAUCAGCUGGCAAUAAGAUCCCGUCCGCAGAGCAGAUGGUCGAAGGCGAAAACAUUUUCAAGACUGUUUACAGCGAGCUUCCUGCUUACGAAGUAAUCAUUCCUGCCGUUCUUGAGCAUGGUCUCAUGAAGCUGCCCGAAGUGUGCAAACUUUCUCCCGGAAUCCCUAUCAAGCCUAUGCUUGCCAAACCGACCAAGUCAAUCACCGAAGUCCUUGACCGGUUCGAAGGGAAGGAAUUCACUUGCGAAUAUAAGUACGAUGGAGAAAGAGCCCAGAUCCAUUUUGUGUCUCCGGAUUCUAUCCACCAACACCCUGGUGCCUUGGACACAUUACAAAAGGAUAGCAAGGGACUCUCCUCAAUCUUCUCCCGCAACUCGGAAGAUCUUUCAAAGAAGUAUCCUGAUGUUCUAGGCAAGCUUCACACGUGGGUCAAACCCGACGUUAAGAGCUUUGUUCUGGAUUGCGAGACUGUCGCAUGGGAUAUGGAGGCCAAAAAGGUUCUUCCAUUCCAGCAACUGAUGACUCGCAAGCGCAAGGACGUCAAAGCGGAAGAUGUCAAGGUCAAAGUUUGCGUGUACGCCUUUGAUCUGCUUUUCUUCAAUGGAGAGCCCUGCGUGAAGAAGUCCUUACGGGAACGACGAGAGCUUAUGCAUGAAUGCUUCCAACCAAUUGAGGGGGAGUUCCAGUUUGCCCAAUAUGGCAAUUCUAAUGUCCUCGACGAGAUCCAGGAAUUGCUUGAGGCCAGUGUUAAAGCUUCUUGUGAGGGUCUUAUGGUGAAGAUGCUGGACACAGAAGAGAGUGGCUACGAGCCAAGCAAGCGGAGUCGCAACUGGCUGAAGGUCAAAAAAGAUUACCUCGCCGGUGUUGGUGACUCCCUCGAUCUUGUCGUCCUAGGGGCCUAUUAUGGUCGUGGAAAACGUACUUCGGUUUACGGUGCCUUCCUUCUCGCUGCCUACAACCCCAACAGCGACACAUAUGAGACUAUAUGUAACAUCGGCACCGGCUUCUCUGAAGUGCUACUUGAAGAGCUACACCAAACGCUAGUUCCCCUGGUGAUUGACCGCCCAAAGCCAUUUUACACUCACUCAGCCGUCCCUAAGGACCAACCGGAUGUUUGGUUUGAGCCAAGACUGGUGUGGGAAGUGAAAACAGCCGAUUUGACCCUCAGCCCCCGUUACCAAGCCGCUGCGGAUGAGUUCCAAGGAACAACCGACGCUGGAAAGGGCGUGUCUCUGCGUUUCCCGCGGUAUAUUAAAUCUCGCGACGAUAAAAAACCAGAUGAGGCUACUACCACUCGUGCUGUGGCAGAGAUGUAUCGGAAGCAAGAAGCAGUCACCAAGGAGACUACGAGCAAGGGAGGUGUGGAUGAUGACUUUGAGUAUUGA